Molecule: messenger RNA, 387 nt
Organism: Vairimorpha ceranae
Lineage: Eukaryota; Fungi; Microsporidia; Nosematidae
Exons: 1
Coding region: 1-387 (128 amino acids)
Molecular function (GO): nucleic acid binding
Source: RefSeq, a predicted model, not a curated record
AUGCAAAGACAUCCACAAAGCCAAGGGCAAAUCGAUCGAUUUAGCCAAACGCCCACACGAUAUUUGCAAAAGCAUCUAUGUGAUGGUGUGUUUGCUGCCGGUAAAAAUUGGACUGCGUUUUUGAGCAAGGUGGCUUAUGAGUAUAAGGUAGCAAUACAUUCUGCAACGAAUAGGCCACCAUUUAAUCUAUUUUUAAGUAGAAGCGGUUCAAAUGUUGUAACGUGCUCUAUAGAUAGUAGCAUUGUUGAUUCGGAUGAGAAUCAUAUUUAUAUACAAAUUAGAAAUAUUGAAGAGAAUGAUAAUAAGGUCAUUGAUACAACUAUAGUUAAUCAAAAAUAUUUAGGACCCAUUGACAGAAAAUGCGUUCAUAAUUUAUUAAUGGCAUAA